Molecule: messenger RNA, 753 nt
Organism: Glycine soja
Lineage: Eukaryota; Viridiplantae; Streptophyta; Magnoliopsida; Fabales; Fabaceae
Product: cytochrome P450 71A8-like
Exons: 3
Coding region: 1-753 (250 amino acids)
Molecular function (GO): monooxygenase activity; oxidoreductase activity, acting on paired donors, with incorporation or reduction of molecular oxygen; iron ion binding
Source: RefSeq, a predicted model, not a curated record
AUGAGGUGGACUAGGUUGGCGCAGAGAAGGAAAAGGAGGAGGAGGAGGAAGAAGAAAAUAGUGAAGCGAAGGAGGAAGAAGAGGAGAAGGAGUGAAAAGAUUAUGGAAAUGGGAGAGUCCAGAAAUACCAUUCAAACAUGUUUUCUUCUGCUUCCUAAGCCUCCUGUUUCUGCUAAAGCUUGCAAAAAGAAACAAGUUCAAUUUGCCUCCAUCACCACCAAAGCUACCCAUAAUUGGCAAUCUUCAUCAGCUAGGAACACUACCACAUCGCUCCUUCCAUGCACUCUCACGCAAAUAUGGCCCUCUCAUGUUGCUGCAAUUGGGCCAAAUUCCAACCCUAGUGAAACUGGAACAGAAAAACAAUCGGGGAAUAAAGGAACUAAAAAUUCCAAUGAUGUGGAUUUUUCAAACUACGACGAAGAGUGGAGACAAAAGAAGAACACAUGUGUGGUUGAGCCUCUGAGCCAGAAAAAGGUGCGGUCUUUUCGCUCCAUCCAAGAAGAGGUUGUUGCGGAGCUGGUUGAAGGUGUACGUGAAGCAUGUGGUAGUGAAAGAGAAAGACCAUGUGUGAAUCUGACUGAGAUGCAGAUUGCGGCUUCGAACAACAUUGUAUCUAGAUGUGUUCAUGGACGGAAGUGUGAUGAUAGAAUUGGUGGUGGUGGUGGUGGUGGUAGCAGUUGCAGCUUUGGAGUUCUCGGAAGAAAGGUUAUGAGAUUAUUAUCUGCUUUCAGCGUGGGUGAUUUCUUCCCUUAG